Paramecium octaurelia is the source of this 296-nucleotide messenger RNA. NCBI's taxonomy places the organism in Eukaryota, Ciliophora, Oligohymenophorea, Peniculida, Parameciidae. The record is from the annotation of a GenBank genome assembly.
AUGUCCUAACUGUAAAGCUAUGCUUAUUUAGAUCAAGGAAAAUCCACAACUUAUUGAAACACAAAAGAUGUUGCAAUAAAAUUGUCGUUGAAUUUGAAAUAAUUAAUUACAAAGAUUACUGUAAAUUGGGGGAUGUUGAUUAAUCAGGAAAUAACUAAUCCAGGUUUGAAGGAUAUGAAAAUAAAAUGUAAUCUUAUAAAAAUAACCUUUGUGAAAUGUUAGGAAUAAGUGAUUCUAAACAAAAAAAACAACUUAUGAAAGAUUUGUGGUUGGAGAAUAUCAAACACGCAAUUUGA